This is a messenger RNA of Labrus bergylta (ballan wrasse), 1670 nucleotides long. Its product is annotated as probable G-protein coupled receptor 82. Gene Ontology annotation, biological process: G protein-coupled receptor signaling pathway. Gene Ontology annotation, cellular component: membrane. Gene Ontology annotation, molecular function: G protein-coupled receptor activity. The record is from RefSeq and is a predicted model, not a curated record. Lineage: Eukaryota; Metazoa; Chordata; Actinopteri; Labriformes; Labridae.
AGUUGCAAUCAUAGAGCAGUUCUGAGGUAACUACCAUCGACCUUUACUUUAAGAGUAAGCAGGAAGAGGGACCGCUACUUCUACUUCCUGAGUCCACUCUCUGCUCAUCUUUAAGUUGACUGAGUUUUUGUUCUUGGUGAUGUCUUUGAAUGAUCGUCAGAGCUCCUGUCAGUGAUCAGAUGGCUCUCACAUUUAACUCUUCUCCGCCUGAUAACACUUCCUCCUCCUUUGUCCUCUCCCUCUGCCCCACUGCCACUACGCUCUUCAUCCUCCCCCUCCACCUACACACUCCUCUUCCUCACCGCUCUCCCGGGAAAUGCUCUCUCUCUCUGGGUGUUCCAGCGGUGCAUCACCUCCAUCUCCCCCACCCACGUUUAUCUGUCCCACCUGAGCGUCUCCAACCUCAUGUCCUCCCUCACCAUGCCCUUCCUCGCGGCGUACUACGCCCGGGGCUCCGCCUGGCCUCUGAGCAGUGCCCUGUGUCAGCUCGUCCUGCACGUCAUCACGCCAAACUACUUAAUCAACAUGUACAUCAGCCUCAUCAUCCUCACUUUGGUCGCCCUCAACCGCUUCGCCUCGCUCAUCAAGCACACACAUGCCUCCCGACCGAGCACCUGCACCACCCUGCUGCCUAACCGAUUCUUCACCUGCCUCACUAGGACCGCCUUCGCCCACCGGGUGUGCGUGGCCAUGUGGGUAGUGGCGGUCGGGGGCAUUGUUCCGGUGACAGUUUACUACUCUGUGAAGGAGACUACAGCCGACGCAGAGAAAGGAGUAGGAAGUGGAGGAGAGGGAGUUUGUUACAGCCCGGCGGUAGAGCUCGGGGGCGCUCUCUCUGCUGUCUUAAAUGCCCCCUCUGAUCCUCCUGUUCUUUGUGUUCUACCUGCUGGUCCUGCUGUGCUACAUGACGGUGCUGAGACACAUCAGACGCUCCCGACGCAGCACCAACAUCCCCACCUCCCACAGCCAGCUGGGACGGGUGCUCCGAAACAUUGUGGUCAUCCAGGUGGUUCUUUCAGUUUGCCUGCUGCCGUAUCACAUCUUCAAACCUGUCUUCAUCUACCUGGCUCAUGAUCAACCUAUGCUGACAUUUUCAACUCGACCCGACACCUGCCAUCCACUCUCCACCAUCGUCGAGCUGAAGAGCUUCUUGAUAUUUCUGGCUGAACUGAGAGGAGCCACUGACCCGCUGAUGUACUUCCUGUUGGACAAAAUGUUCCGAAGCCAAACCCUGAGACUUUUCAGGUGCAACAAGCCCGACUCUGGGAGCAGACACGUGCACUGUUCAAUUACGGGGAGUGUCAGUCAGAACACUUGACAGCAGAGCGGGAGGUCAAAUGUGGCUGCAAUUGGACAGUGGAUUCAAGUCAUGACGGUGUUUUGUAGCUUGUACAUUUUAAGAGACCUCAGAUGUUUUAGAGGUCCUGGUAGUCUUGUUGUUGGGAGGCAUCGUCUUAAAACGGCCCAAACAUCCCCACAGUGAUUUUAUCAGCGACUUUUGUUGCACCACACGCUUCUCUUUCUACAAGUCAAAAACAUUUAAAAAACGCUCUCCUCUGUGGGGAGAAACACGAUGCCAUUUUGUCUUUUUCAAGUAGACAUGGAAAUGUUAGUCGAGCAGCCGUUGUGUGCAACAGCAGGCUAUAAAUAUUUGAUAUGUGUGUCAUAAA